CAGACCGGGUUUCCGAGGCGGGGACUGCUGAGUUAGCUGCUCCUGUGUCAAAGCAGCGGCUCCGCGUAGCAGGAAACACACAAAAAUGGUCUGGUUCCACUGUAACCAGUGCUUCAAAAGAAGAGGAUCCACAUUUGCUGCGUCCAGCUGUGGCCACAUUUUCUGUGAAGCAUGCGUUAAAUCAAAUCCAUGCACUGUAUGUGGGGCCAGCUGCAGUUAUCUGGCUAUCAAUGAGGUUGAUGAAGCCGCAGGAAAAAAUGUUUUUCAACGACCCGGUGAAGCUCAUCCAAUCACGGCUAGAGCACAUGUGUCAGCAGAUGCAGAUGGAGAGAGUCAUAGCACACUUCAAGCACAAGUCUGCUGAAUUGGAAAGACGCCUUAAAGAAGUCACCGAGCAGAGUUACAGACAACUCUCAGACCUGCAAAGAGAGAAUGCUGACUUAAAAAAGCAGCUUUUAGAGGUGAAGAAAGAAACUAUGGAAUUGAAAAAGCCACUUUCACAAUGGAGGCUCUCUCCAGGACAAUUUCAAACUGAAGGAACUCAGAGGAUGUCCCUCCCUGUGGCUGUCACCUCCCCAGUUAACCCUCGUUCAAGAGCAAUGAGUCAUAUAGGCUCAGCAGAGUCCCAGAGGUGGAACAUGCACAGAGGUCCUAGUCUCUCCCUCAAUACUCCUGGAUCAGCUGCUUCAGUUUCCAGCCAUAGUUCUCUUCAUGAAUACAGAACACCUACAUCAUUAAGCACACCUACCAGAACCCAGACUCCUGGUCUUUUACAAUUCAUAAGUGGAUUAUCAGUUCAGUCACCUAGGCACUGAUUAAAUGUCUAUUUACACCCCUGGACGUGUUCCUUAGCUGAGAUUUGUGCAUGAGGACUAUGAAAUUGUUGUGUGGUUUUGCCCUGAUAACAGAAAAGGCAUGUAUACAUUGUUUUACUUUUGAUGGAAGUUGAUAUUACCAUGUUGUUCUGUUAAGGAAUUAAACUGACAACUUAGUUGGAGUCAUCGUAAUCUUUCUGCAAGUACACUGCUGAUGCAUUCAUUUCACGUGGUUCACACUCACAUGACAAAACUUAACAGAGAUUAAAAAUAAAUAGUCAGAUAUAUUCAUGGCGUACAUUGAACAACGAAAAAAAAAACUUUGCACACACAGUUAUAAAGGUCAAUGCUUUACUGGUUUCCAGUGACACAAAUGUGCAAAUAAGAAGUUUUCCAACAAGGGGAAAAAAAAAAAAAGAGAACAUCAACUAAGGAGGACGCUACAUGUUAUGAACAUUUCCCCAAAGUAUGACACAUUAGCUUUUUCCUGACUAACAGGAUGACAAAACAAAGUGAUGCACACUGCUUCGUAACAUUUCCAGCCUUUGUCCAGGCAUUUCUAAGAAACUAAACUGACUCCGUUUAAAGCCCACUUCAUUCUUUGUAUGUCAACUAAAACAUUUUUCAUCUCUCAAACACAGCCAUGAAGAAAAUGACUAAUAAAUACAUAAACUGAUAAGACAAAUGGAUAAUGCUUGGGUUAUGAAUCAUAAUGUUAUCUGUAAAACAAAACUUCUUUGGAUUACACAGUACUGUUUUUGUCUAUAUUAUAAACCUGAAAGUUAACUAAGACAGAAGAGGAGGGGUGGAACCAAAGAAAAAAACCCCAAAACUGAAUCAAUGAGUGGGUUGGUGUUUGUAUGCCAUUGAUGCGUCUGCUGCUUCUUAGUACUGUUGACUGUUACUGUCACAAAGGUGCACUUGUAUGCAAGCUAUUUAUUUACUAAGAAUUACAGCAGAGACACUAAAAGGAUAUUGAGGAAUGUGUUUCAAAAUUAUGCUGUAGACAUUAAAAUUUAGCUGUAUUUUCUGUAACUUAAAAAGAAAAGUGAAGAGUUUAAAAGUAUCAAGAACAACACUGUACAAUUAGGAAAUUUAUGUUCUGUGAAAUAAUUGGAUUUAAUUAACAUAACGGCAGCAGGCUCAUCAACCAAAGUGCAAGAUGUCAAUUUAAAGUGUGCAUGUCCAGUGUGCUUUUCAUGAUGAGGACUUGUUGGCUAUAAAGGAAUGGUUACACACAGUGAUCAGUCAACAAAUUUGUCAAUGUAGACAUUUUAUGGAGCAGUAGGUUAUCUGCUACAGUCAGGUACCAAAUAUACAACCAAUUUAAAUUAUAAAACUACAUAAUAUACUAGAAAUUCUGUAGUGAUAUCUAAACAAAAAUAAUAAGCUCAAAAAUUAAAGCAAACCAGUGUACAAGUUGCUGCGCUAUUUACAGUAAUGCAGGCAGCA
Messenger RNA from Oreochromis niloticus (Nile tilapia), 2267 nucleotides. Its product is annotated as RING finger protein 212B. Gene Ontology annotation, biological process: protein sumoylation; reciprocal meiotic recombination; homologous chromosome pairing at meiosis. Bases 231 to 815 code for a protein of 194 amino acids. Gene Ontology annotation, cellular component: synaptonemal complex. Gene Ontology annotation, molecular function: SUMO transferase activity. The record is from RefSeq and is a predicted model, not a curated record. Lineage: Eukaryota; Metazoa; Chordata; Actinopteri; Cichliformes; Cichlidae. The transcript is spliced from 13 exons.